Molecule: messenger RNA, 281 nt
Organism: Rotaria sordida
Lineage: Eukaryota; Metazoa; Rotifera; Eurotatoria; Philodinida; Philodinidae
Source: the annotation of a GenBank genome assembly
AUGAAAACAUGUUCAUUUCGUCAUGCUCGAUCACGUACAUUGAAUGAAGGUCUCUUUUGUUUACAAGAACCAGAAGUUCAAUGUGAAUUAGUUGCAUGUGGUAAUUGUGGAUUAUGUUAUCCACAAUAUGACAUGAAAUAUCGAUCGAAAAAAUCGAUUCUUGAAUUUAAUCAAGCUCAUAAACAUACAUUUCUCAAUGGAUAUCAAGCCAUUUUAAAUUGUUCAGCAUCAUGUCAUACACGAAAUAUUAUUUAUGCAUUGACAUGUCCAUGCGAUAAAUU